Bursaphelenchus okinawaensis is the source of this 3314-nucleotide messenger RNA. NCBI's taxonomy places the organism in Eukaryota, Metazoa, Nematoda, Chromadorea, Rhabditida, Aphelenchoididae. The record is from the annotation of a GenBank genome assembly.
AUGGUAAGUGUUAACUAGUAGAUUAUGUUGUUUUAGUUAAAACGUAGAGCCCCAUCAAAGUCUCCGAAGGCAACUCACAAUGCCGCAGAUGGGAAACGGCCGAAUUACAACGGAGAGGUUACUGUAAGUCUUGCAAUUUACUUGUAAUUGUUGGUUUAGCCAUUGAGAACUCGGAAUCAGUUAAGUUUUGGAGAAGACAAUGAUUCUGACGAUGAAUCCACGGAGAUGAGUCGCCGUGAACAUGAAGAGAUGAUGAGGAAGGUCCUGACAAGGCCGUUUCGUGUUCCUAUUGAUGGAUACAAGGGUCAGUUAUAAAUUUGUAUCAUUUAAUAUUAACUUUUGACGUUUCUUAUAUCGAUAUUGGUUUAGGAGCUCCAACAAAUCGAGCGCUUGGUGUGAGAAGAUCAGGAGCUAAGGUAUCGCUGUACGAUCCUUAUGAGGAGAACGCACUAGUUUUGUACAUUCCGUCUGAACUUAGUGCCCAAGAAAAGCUUGGCUUGGACAAUAAGUUGAGGAAGGUGCAUGUUGUAGUAGAUCCGAGUCUUUCAUCAGUUCUCCGUCCUCAUCAACGUGAAGGAGUCAAGUUCAUGUAUGAUUGUGUGACCGGGAAGAUUAUUGAAGGAUAUCAUGGAUGUAUUAUGGCCGACGAAAUGGGUCUUGGGAAGACUUUGCAGUGUAUUGCUUUGAUGUGGACAUUGUUGGUAUGUUAAGAUCGUUAAAAUUGGGUGUCUGAAGUUUGAUUUAAAAUGGAAUCUGUUCUAAACUUUGUCCUUUGAUAAAAUUGAUCUUUUUACUGAUUUGGAGUCCGCAUUCUAACUUUAUCAUUGCAAACUUAUGAUUUAUGGCAUUUUAGAGACAGAGUCCAGAUGCGGGUCCAGAAAUCAACAAGGCCGUGGUCGUUUGUCCGAGCAGUUUGGUGAAGAAUUGGGACAAGGAGAUUGCCAAAUGGCUAGGAGGUCGAGUCAAUUCGUUACCUAUUGACUUCGGGAAGAAAGAUGAAAUUAUCAGACAUUUAGGUAAUAAUUCAUUUAUGCUUUUGAGUGGAAACUGUUGUAUUGAUCUUAUAACUCGUAUUCAUAUGUUUGAUCGCUUCAGAAACCUUCAUUAAUCAGCUGGGAAAACGUGUGGCUACUCCUGUAAUCAUCAUAUCUUAUGAGACGUUGAGAGGCUAUAUUAAUAUCCUUAACAAACAGGACAUUGGACUGGUGAUUUGUGACGAGGUAAGUUGUUUUACUUUUUAAAUAUGUUAUCUAAGACAUCUUUCAGCACUUUAUAACUUGCUUUUAGGGACAUCGGUUGAAGAACAGUGACAAUCAAACGUACCAAGCUCUGACUAGUUUGCAGUGCACCAAACGAGUCUUGAUUUCUGGUACUCCGAUUCAGAACGAUCUUCUAGAAUAUUACAGGUAACUAAAUUGUUUUCGUCUAAAAUGACGUUUUAUGCAAAUGUAUAUUAUAAAAUGGGUUUUUUAUACCUAAAUGUGUACAUUUUAUACGUGGGUAUUGAAUUUUAACAUUAUUUUAUAGCUUGGUCAACUUUGUGAACCCUGGAAUGUUGGGAACAGCUCAGGAGUUCAAAAAGAAGUUUGAGAAUCCGAUUCUGAGAGGUCGAGAUGCCAGUGCUACAGAGGAUCAUCAGAAGGUGGGAGAGGAGAAGCUACAAGAGAUGGUAGCUUUGGUCAACAAGUGUAUCAUCAGAAGAACGUCUGCUUUGCUCACCAAGUAUCUGCCUGUAAGACGUUAUUUUACUUUAUUAACUAACUUUUUUCAUAAUUUCGCUUUUGUGAUUUUUCAUACUGUAACUUUCGUGUUUUCAGAUAAAAUAUGAGAUCAUAAUCUGCUCCAAGAUGACCAAGUUCCAAGAAAAGUUGUACAAACAGAUAAUCAGUGGAAAGGGAAAGGAUGUCUGCAACGAUGCUUCCAAAAAUGGUCUUACUGGUACUGCUCUUGCCUUGGUGACGAGUCUGAAGAAGUUGUGCAAUCAUCCACAUCUUAUCUAUGACAAAGUCAUCCAAGGCGAAGUCGGUUUCCAAGGUAAGCUUACUUUAUAGGCUUGUUUUGAUUUGCAAUCUGUUUGAACUAUGAGUUUUGAUUAUAUUACAUAUUGAUGGCAUGUAGUAACUGAUAUAGUAAUGUAAUAUACUUGAAGGUUGCAAAGAGAUCUACCCCGACCAUUACCUGAAGCGACCAUUGGAUCCAGUUUUCUCGGGCAAGAUGCGGAUUCUGGAUCUGUUGUUGGCAGUGACCAGACACGACACCAAUGACAAGUUUGUCGUCGUAUCUAACUACACUCAGACGAUCGACGCUAUUGCUGAGGUAGGUAUUAAGCAUGAAGUUUUAAAAAUUUAUGAAGUUAGUAUAUCAAUCAAUAUUAAUUGUUUAAGCUGUGCAAUCUUCGCCGAUAUCAGUACGUUAGACUCGAUGGAAGUAUGUCAAUCAAGCAGAGAGCCAAGAUUGUGGAGAAGUUCAACGAUCCUAUUGUAAGUUUGGUGGUGUUAUAGAUGCUGCUAUGGACCGUUAUAUUCUGGGUUUUUACUGUUUUUUAUUGGCGUAUUUUAUCAAUAGCUAUCAAUUCUAUUAUUCAGGCUCCUGAGUUCAUUUUCUUACUGUCUUCGAAAGCUGGUGGUUGUGGCUUGAACUUGAUUGGAGCCAACCGACUGGUUAUGUUUGACCCGGACUGGAAUCCAGCCAACGACGACCAAGCGAUGGCUAGAGUGUGGAGAGAUGGGCAGAAGAAGAACUGCUUCAUUUACAGAUUACUCGCGGUCAGUGUUAUUUCUUAACAUAUUACUUUUAUGAAUUUAUUUUAUUAACACGGAAAAGCUUUUCAAAUUAUCUCAAAACUGUUUUACUGAACUUUGUUCUAGACCGGCACGAUUGAAGAGAAGAUCUUCCAACGUCAGACCCACAAGAAGGCCUUAUCAUCGUGUGUUGUGGACGAGGAAGAGAACGUGGCGAGACAUUUCUCCAUCGACCAGUUGAAGACCUUGUUCGAGUACAAUGACACAGCAGCCAGCGAUACUCACGAGAAGAUCAAGUGUCAGCGAUGUCUCGCAGGCAGGGAGAUCGCUGAUCCACCUCCAGAUUCCGACACCAACUCUGACUUGGCCCACUGGUUCCACGUGGAGAAAGAUGCCAGGAAGGUGCCAGAUCAUGUAGUCAGAAGGAUCCACGAUCCGGAGACCAUCUCGUUCUUGUUCUACCAAAAGUCUCAUGAGCAACAUCGCCUGAGGGCAGAAGAGAAGCAGGAGAAGGAAGACGAGGACUAUAAUCCAGAAGAAGAGACUUCAGAAGCUGGGGAGUUUGACGAUUAA